CCCAAGAAAAAGGAGACUCCCACCUCCCCCCCGCCUCUAGAUCCCACCUACCGAGCGGGUGGGUGAGCGAGAGAGAGAGAGAAAGAGAGAAAUACAACACCAGCGCCACCAGGAGCAGCAACGAAGUCGUCGGCGACUCUGAACACGUAAACAUAAAAAAGAAGAAAUGGCCGCGUCGUCGUCCGUCGCCGCUGCGCAGGCCCUGGUGGGCCGCGCCGUCGCCGCCCACGGCGCCCCCCAUGGCUCCACCCCGUCCGACCGCCUCGCCCUCCCCGCCGCCUUCCGCCUCAGCUCACUCGGCGGCCGCGCCCUCACCUCGCCCGCCCGCCGCCUGAACGCCGCCUCGCCGCCUCCGCCGCGUCCGAGGAGGCGUGUUGGGGUGCGGGCGGCCGCGGUGGAGACGGUGGGGCAGAAAGUUGGAGCGACGGAAGAGGUGCUGGAGAAGUCAGUGAACACGAUCCGGUUCCUGGCGAUCGACGCGGUGGAGAAGGCCAACUCGGGGCACCCGGGCCUCCCCAUGGGCUGCGCCCCCAUGGGCCACAUCCUCUACGACGAGGUCAUGCGUUACAACCCCAAGAACCCCUACUGGUUCAACCGCGACCGCUUCGUCCUCUCCGCCGGCCACGGCUGUAUGCUCCAGUACGCCCUCCUCCACCUCGCCGGCUACGACAGCAUCAAGGAUGAAGACUUGAGGGCCUUUCGACAAUGGGGAAGCAGGACUCCCGGCCACCCCGAGAACUUUGAAACACCUGGAGUUGAAGUUACUACCGGCCCUCUUGGUCAGGGUAUUGCAAAUGCUGUUGGCUUGGCGCUUGCUGAGAGACAUCUUGCUGCCCGUUUCAAUAAGCCUGAUAAUGAGAUUGUCGACCAUUACACGUAUGUCAUAGUAGGGGAUGGUUGCCAAAUGGAGGGCAUCUCAAAUGAAGCUUGCUCUCUGGCUGGUCACUUGGGUCUUGGGAAACUGAUUGCCUUCUAUGACGACAAUCACAUCUCCAUUGAUGGAGACACAGAGAUUGCUUUUACUGAAGAUGUGAGUGCCCGAUUUGAAGCUCUUGGGUGGCACACUAUCUGGGUGAAGGAUGGAAACACAGGAUACGAUGAUAUCCGUGCGGCUAUCAAGGAAGCAAAGGCUGUCAAAGAUAAGCCCACAUUGAUCAAGGUGACCACUACCAUUGGCUAUGGGUCUCCGAACAAGGCAAACACAUACAGUGUGCACGGAAGUGCUUUGGGUGCGAAGGAAGUUGAUGCAACGAGGAAGAACCUUGGAUGGCCGUAUGAACCUUUCCAUGUGCCUGAAGAUGUCAAAAGUCACUGGAGUCGCCAUGUCCCAGAAGGCGCAGCUCUCGAGGCUGAGUGGAAUGCCAAAUUUGGCGAGUAUGAAAAGAAGUACCCAGAGGAUGCGGCAGAUUUAAAGACUAUCAUUUCGGGGGAAUUGCCUGCUGGAUGGGCUGAUGCUCUUCCUAAAUACACCCCUGAGAGCUCGGCAGAUGCUACAAGGAACCUCUCGCAGCAGUGCUUAAAUGCCCUGGCCAAAGUCCUCCCCGGCCUUAUUGGUGGCAGUGCUGAUCUUGCUUCCUCCAACAUGACACUGUUGAAGAUGUUUGGUGACUUCCAGAAGGACACGCCUGAAGAACGGAACCUACGGUUUGGAGUGCGCGAGCAUGGGAUGGGCGCCAUUUGCAAUGGCAUUGCCCUCCACAGCCCAGGCCUUAUCCCAUAUUGUGCCACCUUCUUUGUCUUCACGGACUACAUGCGGGCUGCCAUCCGCAUAUCUGCCCUCUGCGAGGCCGGCGUCAUCUAUGUCAUGACCCACGACUCCAUCGGGCUCGGAGAAGAUGGUCCAACGCAUCAGCCCAUUGAGCAUCUCAUUAGUUUCCGGGCCAUGCCCAAUAUCCUAAUGCUCCGACCCGCUGAUGGGAAUGAGACUGCUGGGGCAUACAAGGUUGCAGUCCUCAACAGGAAGAGGCCGUCGAUCUUGGCGCUCUCUCGUCAGAAGCUUCCGCAGCUUGCGGGUUCUUCGAUUGAAGGAGUUGAGAAGGGAGGAUACAUCAUUUCAGACAACUCAACCGGUAACAAGCCCGAUCUUAUACUGAUUGGGACCGGUUCUGAGCUUGAAAUUGCUGCUAAGGCUGCAGAUGAACUGAGGAAGGAGGGGAAGACGGUGCGUGUUGUGUCUUUGGUUUGCUGGGAGCUGUUUAAUGAGCAAUCGGAGGAGUACAAAGAAAGCGUGUUCCCAGCUGCUGUGACUGCUAGGGUUAGCAUUGAAGCGGGGGCAACUCUUGGGUGGGAGAAGUUUGUUGGGAGCAAGGGAAAGGCAAUUGGCAUCGACCGGUUCGGCGCAAGCGCUCCUGCUGGGAGGAUAUACAAGGAAUUCGGUUUAACUGCGGAGAAGGUCAUCGAAGCUGCCAAAAGCCUAUAAGGUGGAGUAGUUUAUAACCAUUCCCCUUUCUGGAUUACAUACAUUGCUGAGCCUUUCACGUGCCCUGCUUGUAGUAACGUUGUACGGGAAGAAGCAGCCAGCAUUUCGCCUGUAACAAAGGCUACCUCUUAAUGGAUUUUUCUCCUUUCUAUUUCCUCUCUAUGAUUUGUGAAGGUAACCCUAUUUUUAUUGAUGACCACUACUGGUGCUUGCACCAGACAUUAUCUUCCGCUACUCUAGAAGAGUUUUUAAUGCUUUCAGACAAAUUUUAGAAAAAAAAUGAAAUAACUGAGAGUGUGGUAUUAAAUCCUUUUUGUACCUGCUAUAUUUUAUUCAGCUUGCUUUUGUGUUGAUUUUUA
Ananas comosus (pineapple) is the source of this 2778-nucleotide messenger RNA. Its product is annotated as transketolase, chloroplastic. The record is from RefSeq and is a predicted model, not a curated record. Gene Ontology annotation, biological process: pentose-phosphate shunt. Lineage: Eukaryota; Viridiplantae; Streptophyta; Magnoliopsida; Poales; Bromeliaceae. Gene Ontology annotation, molecular function: transketolase activity. The coding region runs from base 167 to 2419 and encodes 750 amino acids. Gene Ontology annotation, cellular component: cytosol. The transcript is spliced from 7 exons.